AUGAGUUAUGAUGCUUUCACUCGAUUAGUUGCAAUACUUCGUGGAAGAGGACUUCUGAGGGAUAAUCAAUACAGUUUUGUUGAGGAACAAGUUGCUAAGUUUCUACAUAUUUUAAGUGGUCAAGGACGUGUUCGAUCAGAAAGUUUUUUCUUUCGUCGAUCUACUGAGACCAUUAGUCGUCAUUUCCACAAAGUUCUUAGAGCUUUAAUAACACUUCAAGAUCAAUUUUUAGUCCAACCAAAUGGUUCUACUGUCUCACCACAAAUACUCAAUAGUGGAGGAAGAUUCUAUCCAUACUUUAAGAAUUGUAUCGGUGCAAUAGAUGGAACACAUAUCCGAGUGAAGGUUUCAAAAGAAGAUGUGUCAAGGUAUAGAGGAAGGAAAAACUAUCCUACAAUGAAUGUCUUGGCAGCUUGUACUUUUGACUUGAAAUUCAUGUACGUAUUACCUGGGUGGGAGGGCUCCGCUUCAGAUUCAAGAAUUUUAGAUAAUGCGUUAAGUAGAGAAGAUAAUCUAAAUGCCCCUCAAGGUAAGUUCUACUUGGCCGAUGCUGGAUAUAUGUUGAGGUCAACAUUUCUCACUCCAUAUCGAAGCACUCGAUAUCAUUUGAAAGAAUAUUCUCGACAUCCGCCUGAAAACCCAAAAGAGUUAUUCAACUUAAGACAUUCCUCAUUACGCAAUGCAAUUGAAAGAGCUUUUGGUGUUUUGAAGAAUAGAUUUCCAAUAUUAGCAGAAAUGUCUAGAUAUAAUGUAGAGACAUACAUUAUAGGUGGUGAUAUGGAUGCUGAAAAAGUUUUUGAAGUGGGAGGAAAUGAUUGUAAUGCAUACUUUAAGUGGACCACAGAAAUGGAUGGUGUGAUGCUUGAAGUUCUUAGGGAGCAAAAGAGUAAGGGUCAAAAGGAAGAUAGAGCUUUUUCUGCUGAAGUAUAUAGGAAGGUGGUAGAGGAAAUUAAUGAUAAAUUUUCUUUGAACAUCAACAAAACCAAAGUGAUGAAUCGUCUCAAAACUCUUAAAGAACAAAUGGUGCUAUCAAAAGAAAUUGAGUUGAAAAGUAGAAUAGGAUGGAAUGAUUCUUUUAAAACAUUUGAGGCUCCUCUAGAGGUGUGGAAAUCUCUGAUAAAGGCCAAUCCAAGGUACAAAAAUAUCAAAGGAAAAUCCCUUCAUCACUUGGAGAUUCUCAGAGAGAUAUAUGAGAAAGAUGUAGCAACUGGAGCUCAAGCUGAGAGUGCUAGAGAAAAAGUACAAAGGUGGGAAAGGGAGGAGACUCAUAUUACUAUUGAUGAAAUUGAUGAGAUGCAAGCAAACAAUCAUGUUUAUUUGGAUAAGUUUUCUACCUUUGAUUUUGAAAUUGCGAAAGGUAAAAAAAGAAAAGCACCAAUGACAAAUGAGUACUCAUCCCAAUUAAAUGAGGUGUCUUCGGCAAUGAAAGAUAUUGCACAAGCUAUUUUAAAUACAAACACUCAAGUUUGGAAGCCUGCAGAAAUAUAUGAAGCAGUAGCUAAAUUGGGUUUGGAGGUUGACAAACUUUUUGAAGCUGUUGAAUUGCUAAAUGAACAUCCUAAUCUUAUUGGAGUUUUUUUUGGUUUCCCAGAAGAGCUACGCUUGCAAUGGUUAGCUAAAAAGUUAAGUUGGUGA
Messenger RNA from Zingiber officinale, 1635 nucleotides. RefSeq lists its product as uncharacterized. The transcript is spliced from 6 exons. The record is from RefSeq and is a predicted model, not a curated record. NCBI's taxonomy places the organism in Eukaryota, Viridiplantae, Streptophyta, Magnoliopsida, Zingiberales, Zingiberaceae. The coding region runs from base 1 to 1635 and encodes 544 amino acids.